UAGUAUUUUUUAAAAAAUGAUAUCAUCCACUUGUAUAAACUUGUUUUUAUUUAUUGCAUGACUUACUUUAUGUUCCUGAUAUCUGAAUAAUUGUUGAUUCAACUGCAUUCCAAUACUUUAAUAUACACCACAGUUUGUAAUCCGUUAUUGUAACUUUAUGUAGUGUAAAAUGGUUUUUAAACUUGUAAGAACUGAUUCCGAAGACCCCUAUAAGAUACAGCUUGAAAUUGGUACCCAUUUGAUUGGAAGGGGUAAAUUCCUGAAUUGCGACGAUAAAAGAGUGUCCCGAAACCAUGGAGAAUUACAAGUCAGUGAAGAUACAGUCAUCAUUAAAGCGCUACAUCAAAACCCAUGUUUCUACUUAAAAAAAGAUAAAGAAGGCACACAGAAUACAGAAAUAUUAAGGCAGAAUUGUAGUGUAGCCCUCAAUAAUGGGGAUAAAUUUGGAAUGUUGCCAGACUCCUGUUGGUACGAAGUUUUAUAUUGUACCAUCUCUGAUGUGAAUAAAACACCUGAAGAUCAGGGAGUUGAUGAAAGUGACAGGUAUACAGUAAACACAGAGAUAAUGGAUGACAAUGUGAUAGUCGAGCAUUUUGAUGAAGAAAAAGAAAAAAGACCAAAAUGCAAUGAUGCACCAGCAUCUCCGUCUCUUUUAGAUUUUGAUAAAGAAAAAGAACCUCCAAGAACGAAAUACGAUGAAGGUGAUACAUCAGAAUCUGCAUCUCUGUUAGAUGAACACCCCAUAAAAAUAGAAGCAACCCUAACAACAGAUAAUACAAGCAAGAAUAAUGAUGGUGAAGCAAAUGACGAAAAUGCUAUAAAAAGAUGUCAUAGUCCAACACAAAACAGUGAUGAUGCGUCUACAAAAAAGGUGAAGACCGAAGAAGACAUUAAGCAAGAAGCAGAGGAUGUACAGCCUGGACCCAGUAAUGAUCAAUUGAAUGCUAAUGAUACGUCUCAGGAUAAAAAAUCUCCGCCUACUCCAGCAAAACCACAACAAUCUCAAUUGCGGGAAAGGUGUAUAUAUGGUGCUAGCUGUUACAGGAGAAACCCUCAGCACAAGACGCAGUUCAGUCACCCGGCGGACGCGGACUGGGGCGGCGGCGAGCGCGGGGAGUGUCCGUGGGGCCGCGCGUGCCGCCGGCGCGACCCCCGCCACUGGCAGAUACACCAACACCCGCCCGGCACGCAGCCGCCACCGCCGCACGCCAGACCAGCAGGUAAUAGGAGAGUAAGAAAACGUAGUGAUGACACCCCGCCUCAAGAUCUUAUAUUGCACGGGAAAAGAUUGAGAAAGACUAUUGAUAUACCGAAAUGGAGCGAUUCAGAAUCAAAUAGUGACCCGUACGAAACUGAUGGUUCUGAUGACUGGCAGCCGUCGUCGACUAAUGACACAGAGAGUCAAUAUACACAAGACAUUGAUGAUUGAAUUGUUAUAAUGAAACGUGAAAUAAAUUGUUGAUUAUACAUUAGUUUUAUUUAAUUACUUGAGGCUUGUUCCGUAUACAGGUAUGUGCUCGGAAUUGUGUUAGUUUUUUAUAUAUUAGCACAACCAGACCCGGCCAUGCGUUGCUGUGGCUAAGGUUCGUCGUAAGGUAAAAUAAUAUUGCAACUAUAAAUUGAGGUGUAAG
Messenger RNA from Achroia grisella, 1631 nucleotides. RefSeq names its product aprataxin and PNK-like factor. Bases 170 to 1429 code for a protein of 419 amino acids. Gene Ontology annotation, molecular function: protein binding; 3'-5' exonuclease activity; DNA-(apurinic or apyrimidinic site) endonuclease activity. The record is from RefSeq and is a predicted model, not a curated record. Gene Ontology annotation, biological process: double-strand break repair. Gene Ontology annotation, cellular component: nucleus; site of double-strand break. The transcript is spliced from 7 exons. NCBI's taxonomy places the organism in Eukaryota, Metazoa, Arthropoda, Insecta, Lepidoptera, Pyralidae.